UCCAACAUUUUUCUUUCAUAACGAGAAUAACCCGAGGCCUGUAGCUUCAGUUGUUUGCGAGCUAUUGAGCUCUGUAUGUCUGAAUAUCGGUCAAAAUCGAACGUAAAACUAUCUUUACCACUGUAUGUGACGAUAGCAGCCCGGUAUUUUAAAAUAGAAAAUAAUUGCGUUGUGGAAAAUAGUCUAUUAAUAAUCAAAAUUGCAUUUGGGUGUAAUGCAUAAUUUCUUCUUCGCAAGAGUUAGUCCGUUCAAGUGGAUACAACGUUUGACACCGUAAAGAGUUUAUAGACUCGUGAAGGGAACAACCAGGGCAAGUAAUGACAUGCAGAGGUCGGACGGAGAAUGUUACCUGGAAAAUAUAGGCGUUCCAUAGGCGGACAAAAACGUCACAUGCAGAAGUUGUCGCCACCGCCGAGAAGUGUGUAGCCUUGACCAAGAGCGCCUGACGGGUUUCUAAUCAUAAAGUUACUGAUGAGCCAAACGGUUUAAUCAAUUAAUAAUUGAUGAUGGUCUCGCAGAAAGUGAUUUUUGCUGGGUUUUCAAUUUGUCUUGUCAUAACUACGGCUGUGGCUUUAAAUGUGGACAUCCCUAAUCCAGUGUAUGAGUUUGCCCGCGGAGACAAUGUCACCAUACCAUGCAACUUUCAAACCCAGAACCCAGUCAACAACUUGAUCAUUGUAUCUUGGACGCACCAUGCCGCCAUUCCAGGAGAUCCUGAGGUAAAUAUCCUUACCUACUACACCAAUGGUGAUUUGGACAUAGAUGCUGCGUACGAAGGAAGAGCUUCCCUGGAGGUAGACGUGACUAAAGGAGUAGCCAAUCUGAAGCUCUCUUCCAUCGGUCUCCAGGACAACCAAAUAUAUGAGUGUCGGGUCACCAUCCCCAAGGAUGCCAAGGGCAAAGUGGCCGACACCACCCAGCUAGUUGUUCUGGUGGCCCCCUCUGUGCCUGUCUGUAAAGUGGUGGGGACGGCGGAGUUUGGACAGAACAUCAACCUGACAUGUCUGUCUGCAGAGGGAUCUCCUCCACCAACCUACACGUGGCAGAGCUUUGACGUCACAAACAAAGCCCGGUCGUUUCUGCCCAAGAUGAUACCGAAGGAUGGUGUCCUGUCUCUCUUCAAUCUCACGGCAGAAUUUUCAGGGUACUACAUCUGCACCUCCACCAACAAGAUCCGCAGUGCCAGCUACAACAUGACCCUGGCCGUCAUGCCACCAUCUAUGAACGUGGCCUCGACAGCAGGCAUCAUUGGAGCGGUGGUGGCUGCUCUCCUGGUGCUCAUCAUCAUCAUCUACUGCUGCUGCUGCAGGAAGAAGAAGGAUGAGGAAGAGCCUGAGUAUCCUGUGGAGGGUCAAGGCACUGAGCUCCUUGACAAAGUGCCCAUUGAGAAUGGAGAGGAGCGACGGACACGCUGCAGGCCAGAUGAUGAUGAUGAUGAUGAUGACUAUCGGCGUCCGAAGACUGUCAGCAAAGACCAGUACCAGGAACGUACCGAAAAAGAAUUUGACCGCCGCAGUGACUAUGACGACCGCCGCAGUGACUAUGACGACCGCCGCAGGGACUUUGACGACCGCCACGAGCAGUAUGAUGAUCCCAGAGACCGGUACGACCGCUAUUCUGACCGCCAUGAUGCUGACCGUGGCUACGAUGAGCGCAGCGACCGCGGACGAUACAGCGACCGCGGUCGAUACGGCGACAAUUACGAUGAGCCCCACGACAACCGCGAAAGACCACCCAGUGUGCCCGCUAACAAGCCUGCCAAGAAUCUUAAAACUUCUACACCAAUGGAUUAUAUUUGAUUAGUGCGAAGCACUUCGUUACUGUCUGAUCCUAGUGUGGAGUGUAUGGUGGUAGGGGGGGGCUCACUUCUGGAAUGUCAAGAAGUAAAUUGAAAUGCUCAUUUCAUUUUAAUACUGGCAUCGUCUUUACUUUUACUCAUAUUGCCUAUAAGAAGCUGUUUGUUUUUGCAACUUUGGUGACGCAUGUUGUUGCAGGUGUGUAGUUGUUGCAUUCAAAUAUUUUAUAAUAGCUUUUGGUGAUGGUAUAACGUGUAUAUUUUUAAUGUGUACAUUUUGUUAAAAUGCCCUUUGGUGUCAGGAGGUUUCAUUAUUCUUUUUUUAAAGUGUUUAAA
Molecule: messenger RNA, 2131 nt
Organism: Esox lucius (northern pike)
Lineage: Eukaryota; Metazoa; Chordata; Actinopteri; Esociformes; Esocidae
Product: cell surface A33 antigen
Exons: 7
Coding region: 504-1799 (431 amino acids)
Cellular component (GO): plasma membrane
Source: RefSeq, a predicted model, not a curated record